Messenger RNA from Etheostoma spectabile (orangethroat darter), 9031 nucleotides. It is a transcript of the gene prrc2b, whose product is annotated as proline-rich coiled-coil 2B. The record is from RefSeq and is a predicted model, not a curated record. NCBI's taxonomy places the organism in Eukaryota, Metazoa, Chordata, Actinopteri, Perciformes, Percidae. Gene Ontology annotation, biological process: cell differentiation. The transcript has 31 exons. Bases 265 to 6774 code for a protein of 2169 amino acids.
CUGCCAACGACGUUCGGUUACGUAUGACGCUCUGAACCGAGCCGAUCAAGCCAGGCCGGGUAGGACCCCAGCAACAACGCUGCGAUCGGUUCAACCUAUGAAGAUUGGGCUUUUCAAUCGCCAUCCAUCCUUUGACUAGACAACAUUUUGUGGAAAUAUAUCACUGUCACUGAUCACAAGAUACACUAAGUUGUUCAACCGAAUCAGAAGGCACUGGGAAGAGGCGCAAAGAAAAAUUUCCAUACUAGAUGACAUUACAUCGCAAUGUCCGAUCGUUUGGGGCAAAUAACCAAGUCCAAGGAUGGGAAAAGCAAGUAUUCCUCACUCAGCCUAUUUGACAAGUACAAGGGAAAAUCAAUAGAAACUCAGAAAAACGCAGUAGUUCCGCGACAUGGCUUGCAGAGUCUUGGCAAAGUGGCCGCAGCCCGGCGCAUGCCCCCACCUGCUCACCUGCCGAGCUUGAAGUCUGAAAACAAAGGAAACGAUCCUAACGUGAUUAUUGUGCCGAAAGACGGUACAGGAUGGGCAAACAAGCAGGAACAACCCGAUCAAAAGAGUUCUAUUGCAUCAAUCCCACAGCUGCCGGAGUUGCAGCCGCAGCUGGCUUUACAGAAAUCUGUCUCCAAUCUUCAGAAGCCCACACCAGUAGCCAACCAGGAGAACACAAACACAGGUGGACCAAAGCAAUGGGCCCAGCUAAAUGGAAAGGCAGUAGAGCAAGAUGGUUCAAGGGCCUUAAACCGACUUCAGCCCUUCUCUCACGAGGAAUUUCCCACACUGAAGGCAGCUGGAGAACAGGACAGGGCUGGCAAGGAAAGAAGCGGCUUCGAUCCGUCGUAUGGGCCCGGACCAAGCCUCCGCCCCCAGAAUGUGACGAGCUGGAGGGAAGGUGGUGGCAGGAACCUUCAACCCUCAGCCCUGACCCUUGGCCUGCCAGCAGAUCCUGAGGGUAAGCUCACGGCCCAGGGUGAGACUGGCUCCCCUCCAGCCUUAUCCCACCCCCCUUCUGCCACCAGCACAACCUCUUCUAGUGUAGUGACUGCUCAGUCACCAGUCCUUGACCCCAAGGAGCCUUCCCUGCGACCCGCCCAGCCAGUCCGCAGAACAACCGUCCCUACUGCCCUGCAGUACCAGCUUCACCACACUUCAACUGCUGUCUACCAUGACAUGUUGCCUGCAUUUAUGUGCUCUAAAGAGACACGUGAAACCCCUGGUACCGACCAUGUUCCGACCACCGUAGCUGCCCCAGCCCGAUUUGACAGCAAACCCACUUUCAGACAGAACUACGCCAAAUCUGAACUUGUUAAUGGUGAUGUGAGAAGAGAGAACCGCUUUGUCCGCGCUACACCUCGACCCUCGUCUCAGCCCAUCCGCAGGCCUGGUGACAGACCGCAACGCCCAGCUAUCAUUAAUCCAGAGGACUUGAAGGAUCUGGAUGAGCUUGACAAUGACUGCGAGGAUGGAUGGGCUGGACUCCAUGAGGAAGUUGAUUAUAGUGAGAAGCUUAAGUUCAGUGAUGACGAAGAAGACCACCACGGUGAAAAAAACAGGAUGUGGGCUGAAUGGGAGAGGGAGAACCAGCGUGACUGCCAAUCCUCCCUAAAUUCAGGUGAAGUGUCUUACCCCCAGGAGGGCCCUGACGAGAGCUAUUCCUACCAACAUCACCACCACGAGCCUCCCCGGAAGACCAACGGCAGAUAUCUCUCUGCAGACACACCGACCCUGCAGAAAAACCAAGGUGAGCCACUUGCUGACCAGGAAGAUCACCAGCGCCAGUCUCAGGCUCCAGCUAGGGCAAAGUAUGUGUCACCUGAGCUGUCAGAGGCUGUUGAGAGGGCCCGCAGACGCCGAGAGGAGGAAGAGAGGCGUGCCCGUGAGGAACGGCUGGCUGCCUGUGCUGAAAAACUGAAAAAGCUGGAUGAAAAGUUUGGGAAGACUGAAAGGCAAACAUCAAGGACAGAGGAGGGCCAGAAAGAGGGAGAGGGCAAAGAAGUUCCACUUUCCCCAGAAGGGGAACAGAAUAAAGGCCUCCAUGAGAACUGGCAGUACAACAGCAAAGAUGUAACGGAGUGUCCCCCAGACAACUCUCCUGGCCAUAGUUACCGUGAGGAACCUGCUUUCUCUAACUACCGUGCCAGUGAGGAUGAUGUCCAGGAGCCCUCCUCCCCCUCAGGAGACUACAGUGGACGUCAUCCCUCCAAACCCAUCCCACCCCGCUUUCAAAAGCAGCCCCAGCACCAUCAACAACAGCAGCAGCAGGAAGUAUACAAGAUGCAUCACUGGCAGCAGUCGGGUCACCCUGCCCCAUCUGGAUCCAGCCAUGCCCAGAGAGGCUACUACCCCCCACAUGUCCUCGGGUUUGAUCCCCGCUGGAUGAUGAUGCCACCUUUCAUGGAUCCCCGCAUGACCCAAGGAAGAUCUCCUGUUGACUACUACCCUGCAGGAAUGAUGAAACCCAUGAUCCAUCAAGACCACCUGAACAGCCCUGGUUCCGAUGAGGGAUGCCAUUCUAACCUGCACCAGGAGAGAAGAGCCCCUUCCACUGAGCCUUACCCUAUGUGGAACCAAGAUGGCUACCCCUUGCGCAGCUUCACUCCACCUUACCAGAGGCAGCAUGAAAGCUCAGAUAGUGGCCAGCCAGAUGACAGAAAUGAUAUGGCCUGCCCCCAACCGGACUCCUAUGAAGAGAGGGCCCAUGAGUGCUUGACCCACCCCCAAGAUGAUAUCCCCCAUCAUGCUUACCAGAGCCGAGGCCCAGACAGAGAACACCAACACCAUGACCAAGGCUUGCUGACCACUGUUCAAAACCACUCCAUGAAUCAUGCAGAUAGUGAUUACCCAAAACAAGACUCUAGGGACAAGCAUCUGAAAGACGGUUCUGAAUCACACGAUGAGACCUUAGAUGGCUCCAAGGACAGUUGGAAGAGAGAUGGAAGCCAGAAACAAGACGGAGGACUCAGCAAUGCUCAAAGCCAGUGGUCCGAACCCAGUUCCAGUAGUAGCGUUAGCCAACCAUCUGAGACCAGUGGGCGCACCUUGACUCGCAGAACUGGGCCCAUCAAGAAACCAGUACUCAAGGCUCUCAAAGUGGAAGACAAGGAAAAUGAGAAGCCUAAACCUGAGCCUGAAGAGAAGCCUGUUCCUUAUCGCCUGGAGAAAGAAGUCCUUACUAAUGUUUAUGACUUGAAGAAAGAUAACCAGCCUUCCAGCAACAGGCAUGCAGCCUCACCUGUUGUUGAGAAACAGCCCGAAGAGAGGCAGCGUCAGUCACCAGCUCCCACCAAAACAGAGAAGCCUCUGAGUACCCACAGUGACGACUCUCCCAAGGAGAGCACCUGGGACAGUGGCAAGAGCCAGUCACCUAGAGAUAGCCAGGAAAAUCGGGAGCCCCAGGCACCUCGGCGUAAUAACUGGAUCUUCAUCGAUGAAGAACAGGCCUUUGGUGCAGUCAGGGGAACAGGUAGGGGCCGCAGUCGAGGCUUUAGGGAAUUUAGCUCAAGAGGUGGAACCCGUGGUGGCCGAGGUGGAGACAAUCUCAGAGGGGCUUAUAACAACAAUAACAACAGUGGCGCUCAGCGGACAGGCAGAGGUAGAGCACCACCGAGGGACCUUGUCAAGGUGGAGGAGUUCCAGAGAGGCAAGCCCCGCAGGCGAAAUGUCAGUGAAACUUUGAGUGAAGCCUCUGAGUAUGAGGAACUGCCCAAGAGGCGCCGUCAGAAGGGAUCUGAAAAUGGAGAAAGUUACACAGAGUCUGGAGAAGUCCGCAAGGCUGAUAGAGACUCUUGGAGAUCCAACAAGGUUUACACAGAUGACCAGACAGCCCCAGAUUCCAGAGAAAAGGCCAAGGCCAGCAGGGGCUUUGGUGGUCGCAUGCUGCCUCCCAGACUGAACGCAACUGGAAGUUACAGUCGAGGCUUUGGAGGAUCCAGGGACAUUUCAACAUGGAGGGGCCGUGGGCCCCAGUUUAGUAGCACUGGUGGCUCAAUGCAAGAAAAUGGUUAUGGUCCUGGAGCUGAGAGUACUUACUCCCGCAGACCACCUGUUGAACGGGAGAUUCCCAAGUACCCCCCCAAAUUCACAGGCUCCUUCAUGGAAAAUGGCACAGAGGACCGUGAAGGAGAAUUCUACUUUGACAAUGACAACCCUGACAGGCAGAUGUUAAGGAGACGGCGUCCACCCCGUCAAGAUAAGCCUCCCCGCUUUCGUCGUCUACAACAAGAACGUGAACCUGGCACAAACCAGUGGACAAGUGAAGAGUACAUAAAUGGAGAAUUUGCAAACCAAUGGCCUGGUCGCCCCAAAGGCAGUGGGGAAGACAAUUGGCCUAGUGGCCACUACUCUGGUACACGCUCUAGCCAGCAUGGUCCGGCAGAGGAAUGGGAGACGGGAUCAGAGAACAGCGACUUUGGUGACUGGAGAGAGAAGCGAGGUGUAAGUGGAGGGACAGCUACACAAGGACAUGGUGAUAUUCCUUCAGAGUCUUGCCAUAGUGAACCAGGCUCAGGCGAGAAGAGGGAACUUUGCAAGAGAAGCUUCUCCAGCCAGAGACCAUUGGUGGAACGGCAAAAUAGAAAAGGGGAGCCUUCACUGCUGGAAGCGAGCAAGAUGAGACGUUCACCUGAUAAUCCCCCUACCUCCACCAACAGGAGUGACAGUUGGCAGAAUGGAGGGACGUCUUGUAAGAGCAGAAGCCCAGAUGAGUCGGGCCCAGUCUACAGCAUAGAGCAGCCAGAGGAGAGGGAGCCCGGUGAGUCCUCAGGGAAGAAAUUAGACAAGGACCUCAAGCAAGGACCUGUCAAGACAGACAUAGCCGAGCCUCUGUCCCAGUAUGAGCUCAGCAGCUACCCAAUUGAGGGGGACACAGGAGGACCAGUUUCUAAUCCAGAUGGAUACCAGGAUGCCCUGUCAAAAAAGCAGAGACGCCCCCAGGAAGAUGAUAGAAGGAGGAAGGAACAGGGAGCUCCAGUGCCAGUGAAAAACAGGACUAUCACAUCCAAGAUACCGCCACGCUUUGCCAAAAAGCAGGGAAGCUUGGGCAUUGAACAACCUGAGGAAGUGCUUUCUUCCAACAACCUGGGAACUGAAAUCUGGGAGACUAACAGCUCAGCUCUUUCAGUACAGUCUUCAGGGGGAGACUCAUGGACUAAACAGGUGUCUUACACUGGGAGCGAGCCCAACUCUGAGGACUCUGAUGCUGGCCCAGAGCAGAGUAAAGAACAGCACAAGCCAGGGCCCAUCGGAAAUGAACGCUCCCUAAAGCACCGUAAGGGAUCAGAAGCUGUUGAUCGGCUGGAAGGUGGCCCAAUCACGCCAGUCAAUGGUGUGGACCUCCAUGUGGACACUGUGCUGCCUGUGCCUCCUAUUGAGUUUGGUGUCAGUGCCAAAGACUCUGAUUUCAGCCUACCACCGGGCUCCACCCCAGUGCCCGUGUCCAGUUCUGUCAACAAGCUUCAGGAGGCUCUUACAACCAAUACUGCUCUCAAUCAGAGUAUCCCCAUGCUGCGUUCUAACCACCUACAGCCUGGCAUUAACCUUAACCCCAUCUCCUUUCCCAGUGCUGAUCUCACUCUCAAGAUGGAAUCCGCACGCAAGGCAUGGGAGAACUCCCAGUCUCUCCCUGAGCAGGGCUCUCCUGGUGGAAGUGCUACAGGUGCUCAGCCUCCCUGCAGCGUAGGCUCAUCCAGUGGUGUUAGCUACAGUUCCUUUGGAGGGGUUUCAAUGCCUCCGAUGCCUGUGGCAUCAGUAGCACCUUCCAUGUCCAUGCAAGGUAAUCAUAUUCCCCCAUUGUAUCUGGAUGGUCAUGUUUUUCCUAGCCAGCCCCGCCUUGUACCUCCCAUGACCCAGCAGCAGACCUACCAACAGGCGGCCGCAGCACAGCAGAUUCCGAUCUCUUUGCACACGUCUCUUCAGGCUCAGGCUCAGUUGGGGCUUCGGGGAGGUCUACCUGUCUCUCAGUCCCAAGAGAUGUUCAACUCUAUUCCCCCCUUCAGGUCCCAGGUUUACAUGCACCCCAACCUGUCACAGCCCAACCCCAUGGUGCUGUCGGGCGGAGCCCCUCUCAAAGGGCCUUACUCUGCUUUCCCUGGCAUGCAGCCCUCAGACAUGGUCAAGACACAGUCAGGCUCACACUAUCAGCCCAUGAAUGGCAGCCAGCAGCUAGUCUAUGACAGCCAGAUGAACCAAGGGCCUGGAAUGGGUUCCUCCCAGCUAAUGGACUCUCAGCUCAUCCAGGUGACCAUGCCCCUACCUGGCUCUCAGCUCCGCUAUGGCUCAGCUCAGCAACAUCUCAUCCUCCCACAGUCCAUCCAGCUGCAGCAGGGACAAAACCUGUCAGUGGGGGGCCCACGCCGAAUGCUGCCACCUGGCUCCCAGGCUUCGGUCAUGACUGGCAGCAGAGAGGGCUCACAGAUGGAAAUGAAAGGCUUCCAGUUCUCUGAGAAGAAUCAUUCCCCUAUAUCUGGGGGGACCUACAGGCCUGGGUCUGCCAGCCCCAGUGGGAAACCCUCUGGUCCUGGGGGUCCUCUCCCUACACAUUUUACUCAACAGGUCCCAACAUGCCAGGGCAGCAUGGUGAUGCACAUGCGGCCCCCCACCACUGGCCCUUUCCCCAACCCCAUACAGAGACCAGUCAUGCAGGUCAACAAGCCUGUCAUCAUUCGCCCCCCCCCUUACCCAAAUCCUGGCCGUGACCUUUCCCACUCUACCCCUCCCUCGGCCCCUGAGCCCCAUGUUAAAGGGCCAGAGGAUGGCAUGAAGGUGAGCCACCCACUGUAAAUAUAGAAUAAAACCAUGCGAGAAGUGCGAAAGGCAGUGGGUGAGGGCAAGACACCAGCUGGGGGCAUGACCAGCAAACUCCAGGAGCCCCUAACCUCCACAGGGCAAGCCAAACCAGCACGCACAGGAGCCAUCAAACCCCAGGCUGUCAAAGUAGAGGAGGGCAAGGCAUAACAAUGGACCUUAAAUCCUCAUCAUCACUUAGCCUGCCAACACAAGCCCCUUGACCAAAGUCUGAGCCUUCCAAGACCCACCUUAUCCAAAGGCACCAUGGCAAGGGGCAGACAUCAUAAUGAAUUACCCCUUUUGAACUGUCAGAACUGGACACCAUUUCACAUCACGUAUAGAGAUAUAUAAAUAUAUAUAAAUAUAUACAUAGACGCACAGUCUUUUAAGCAGAUCUCUUCAAGGUCCUCUUUAAUUUAUUAUUAGUCACUUUUAAGGGGAGAUUGGUAAAAAGAAAAGCUGUUUUUGUUUUUGUUUUUUCUCUUCAAGGUGGGGAAAAUAAAAAUGACCAACUCAGACAGAGGGUUCCUUUUUCAUACCAUUUUGCCAAACUGUAUUUACUCCCUGUUAUGGACUGUUGCCGUUAAUAUCAGGCAGACACUUGAUAUAACUUACUAUUGGGAAGCAAAGUAAUUUUUUUAAACAAAUUUGAAAUUCAGUGGGACACUAUUUUUUUUUUAAAUCAUUUUUCAUUGGCAUUUUCGCUGGUAAAUUUAAUGUUAAAGUCAUCACCCAUUCCUGCUAUUGGUAAAGGACUUACUUUAUUAACCCAGAAAAAAAUCCAAUUUGUGGACAUCAUUGCAUGUCAACAUUUCAAAAGUAAGUAAUGCAUCUUCUGGGGUACUUCACCCAGCCUAUGAACUGUGGCAAACUGCUUAGAUUAAUAGAAAUAAUUUCUUUUCUUAACUCUAUUCUUUGCUUUUACAUCCUGUUGCUCGCUCUCUUCUGUAUGUAAAUUGAAACUUAAAGGUGGACAUUUUACCAAAAUCAUGUUGCUUCCAUGGGAACUUCACUGGUAUUGCUACAGCGUGUGCAUGUGAUGUGCUGAAUGUGUGUAAACUCGCAGGACCCCUACUUAGAACAGAGCAACAUUUCACAAAGACUCUGAACUCAGCAUUCAUAGUGCUGCCAUCAACUUGUGUGGAUUUUGAUCAACCAAGCUGGCAACAAUUUUUUGGGCUCAUUGUAAAGUUUUUUUUGUGUGCAGAGGGGAGGGGGCUGCAUUCACAAAUGCUGUAAUGUCCCCCCCCAAAAUAGCUGAUUGAAAUGAUUGCUUUCUUAUUGCUUUGUUUGGGUUGUAAUUCAUCAAAUUGUCUGUUUAUGAACAUGUGAUGUAAGUGAUGAUUUUUACAUCCCUCAUUCUGGGGCGUUAAGCUUUCUUCUUUAAAGGCUCUCGAAAGACUUUCUUCUCUAAUUCCCGUAAAAUCCCACUUGACAGUAAUGUGGGGAACUUGUGAAGAAACAGACCCUUCACCAUUUGAUUAUUCAGCAUCUGGUCUCUGAGGUGGCUCUAGCAAUAAAUGCAGCCUGACUAUAAUCACAAUCAGGGUCCAAAAAACGUUUUCCUGUUAGAAGCUAAUGAUCACAAACGAGGGGCAUAUAGCAUUGCUUGUUGGAUAAAAUGUUAUUUGCUUAUGCUUUUUUUUGUGAGCACUGCAGUUCCAGUGGACUACGAAGGACUUUUAAAAGUGUUUGUUCUAUUUGAAAAUGUGAAGCUGUUGGAAUCCUCUUUUAUUCUGUUUUUUGUAAUGGACACUCUAUUGAAACUCACAAUGCCUAUGUCAUAACUGGUGAAAUGUUAUUGCUUACCAUAACGCUCCAUGACACUACAAAAUGUUAAGAUUUAUCUUUGACAGUGUUUCACUGGUAUAUAUGUAUAUGCAUACUUAACUGUACAGUCGAGCCUUGUCAGCGAGGGGAGGCUUAAACCCACAUUUCAUUUUAGAUAUUGUGGCGCUAUAAAAGAUUUAACGUUGGAAAGGUCACUGUGUUCUCAGAAUGGACUGCUUUCACUUGUUAGGUUUAGUGGGCUUGGAGUUUUGUUUUGCCUCAUCCCUUACUGCAAAAGAUCAUGAUGCUUCUCAUCAUUGUACCUGCACCAAAAUGUUGCCCUGACCUUUUUUUUUUUGUACUUUUAAGAUGCAUAUUUCAUUUUGUCAAAGGACCAGUGCUUUCUACAGCUGAUCCGGCAUUCUGUUUAUCCUACCUGAUCUUUAUCCUUUCAGAUAUUUGGUCAUUACUCUCCCUUGUU